Messenger RNA from Fusarium coffeatum, 1563 nucleotides. RefSeq lists its product as uncharacterized. Gene Ontology annotation, biological process: transmembrane transport. The record is from RefSeq and is a predicted model, not a curated record. Gene Ontology annotation, molecular function: transmembrane transporter activity. Gene Ontology annotation, cellular component: membrane. Bases 1 to 1563 code for a protein of 520 amino acids. The transcript has 3 exons. Lineage: Eukaryota; Fungi; Ascomycota; Sordariomycetes; Hypocreales; Nectriaceae.
AUGACGAUGACGACUGAUAGCAGCGGUACGCCGCCGAAUGAGUCGGAAAAGCCUACCGCUGUUGAUAUUGAGAAUGUUGCUUCCUUGAAGCAGUCGCCCACGUCUGGCCUUGAUGCUGAGCGCAAUGCGCUUCUAGCAACGCUGCCUGAUCCUGAUGAAGGAAAGACUGAAGAGGAGCGUCGCGCAAUUGACAAGAAGCUGAUGUGGAAAGUCGACAUCUGGCUCAUUCCAUGGCUGUCCCUUCUUUACCUCCUCUCUUUCCUGGACCGAACAAACAUUGGCAAUGCUCGUCUCGCAGGCAUGGAAGACGACCUGGGCAUGGGACCUGGCGACUAUAACGUGGCCCUCACCAUCUUCUUCGUCAGUUAUGCUUUCUUCGAGCCCAUCACAAAUGGUCUUCUCAAGCGCUUGACUCCACGCAUUUUCUUCACUGGAAUCAUCAUCGCAUGGGGAGCCGUCAUGACCCUCAUGGGACUAUGCCACAACUACCCAGGUCUCCUCGCCGCACGCUUCUUCCUCGGUGUUGCCGAAGCUGGUCUCUAUCCCGGCGUCAACUACUAUCUCGGCUGCUGGUACAAGUCCUCUGAGAUCGGUGCGCGAGCUGCCAUCUUCUUCUCUGCUGCCGCUCUCGCAGGUUCAUUCGGUGGUCUUCUGGCUGCUGCAAUUGCCCAAAUGCACGAUGUAGGCGGUCGCCCAGGCUGGGCAUGGAUUUUCAUCCUCGAAGGUCUCGCCACAGUCGCCGUUGGGGCCUUUUGCUGGUGGAUGGUCUUUGAUUGGCCCGACACCGCCCGUUUCCUCACUCCAGAGGAGCGCAUUCGUGUUCAGCGCCGCCUCAUCAUGGAUCGACAGGGGAAGACGGCUGAGGACUUCGAUAAACGCCACAUUUGGGCUGCGCUCAAGGAUUGGAAGACCUAUGGGUACAUGGUUAUCUACAUGGGCUGCUUGAUGCCUUUGUACGCUUUCUCGCUUUUCCUACCCACCAUUCUGCGAGGUAUGGGUCACGUGGGUACCAAGGCGCAGUUGCUUUCGGUUCCGCCAUACGCUUGUGCUGCUGCUGCCACUGUUGUUGUAGGUUUUGUGGGAGAUCGUACCAAGUGGAGAGGUUACUGUAACAUUGUUACUGUUCUUGUUGGCAUUAUCGGCUUCGCCAUGCUGUUGGGUUCUGCCGAUCCUCAUGUUCAGUACGGCGCUGUCUUCCUUGGCGCAAUGGGCAUCUAUCCCACUGUCUCCAACACGGUAUCAUGGGUAAACAACAACAUCGAAGGUUCACUGAAACGUGCUAUCGUUCUUGGAAUGGUCGUUGGUUGGGGUAAUAUGAAUGGUGUUGUCUCAUCCAACAUCUAUCGUGAGACCCAGAAGCCUCGCUACUUCACCGGCCACGGCAUGGUACUAGCCUAUCAGAUCGUCUUCCUCCUAGGUGGCUCCAUCUUCAUGCACUUCGCACUACGCAUGGAAAACCGUCGUCGUGCGAGAGGAUCCUUAGAUGCCAAGUACGCUGCCAUGACAGACGAGCAGAAGUGGAUCAGUGGUGAUGUUCGACCAGAUUUCAGAUAUACUUUGUAA